Molecule: messenger RNA, 639 nt
Organism: Brassicogethes aeneus
Lineage: Eukaryota; Metazoa; Arthropoda; Insecta; Coleoptera; Nitidulidae
Source: the annotation of a GenBank genome assembly
AUGCUGCGCAGUGCUUUAGUCCCUUGUAAGGAUUCCUUAUCGAACACAAACCUCUUAAGGAGUGUUGUGGGGGGUUUCGGAAAUGUACAGUUGAAGAGAAAUCAGUCUACGCAGCCCGCAACGCAGCAAGAAGUUCGGCCAUGGUCCCCUCACACCAAAGACAAGAACAACUUGGCCGAGUACGCCUUCGCCAGGUUGGACGAUCUGUUGAAUUGGGGCAGAAAAGGUUCGAUAUGGCCCCUCACCUUCGGUUUGGCUUGCUGUGCUGUGGAAAUGAUGCACAUCGCUGCACCUCGAUAUGAUAUGGACAGGUAUGGUGUCGUGUUUCGUGCGUCUCCACGUCAGGCUGAUGUGAUUUUGGUGGCCGGUACCUUAACAAAUAAAAUGGCACCUGCUUUAAGAAAAGUUUACGAUCAAAUGCCUGAGCCUAGAUGGGUUGUUUCAAUGGGCAGUUGCGCCAAUGGUGGCGGAUAUUACCACUAUUCAUACUCUGUCGUAAGGGGUUGUGACCGCAUUAUUCCGGUUGACAUUUACGUUCCCGGAUGUCCGCCAACCGCCGAAGCCCUGCUCUACGGCGUCCUCCAGUUGCAAAAGAAAGUCAAAAGAAUGAAUACCUUGUCGAUGUGGUAUAGAAAAUAA